This is a messenger RNA of Tyto alba (common barn owl), 1186 nucleotides long. RefSeq names its product coiled-coil domain containing 102B (gene CCDC102B). The transcript is spliced from 6 exons. The record is from RefSeq and is a predicted model, not a curated record. NCBI's taxonomy places the organism in Eukaryota, Metazoa, Chordata, Aves, Strigiformes, Tytonidae.
GUGCAGAUGAGAAAAGGAUGUAGGAAAUUCUGUCAUUUCCAUGUGUCUGUAACACUGAGAAGCAAGAGGAGCCCAGAAAACCCAGAGGGAGUGAAGUUAGAUGAUGACUCAAAACAUGAAUGUAGGCUCCAUUGAGAAACUAAUGGAAGAGACACAGGUUUUUGGGACCAAACCGAGACAACCUUAUAAAUUAACUGGAGGUUGCCAACCAGGUGGCCAUCUGUGUAAAUCAAAUCUGCCAUCUGAAAGUUUUUACCCAAUUUCACCUCAUUAUCCAUAUAUGCAUAUGAAUUACAGCAGCAACUGGGAAAUUUUUGAAGCAGUAAAAUUUCAGGAACUGGAAGAAGUCAAAGCCAGAGCUGCCCAAAUGGAGAAGACCAUGCACUGGUGGUCAGAUUGUACCGCUAAUUGGAGGGAGAAAUGGAGCAAAGUUAGAAGAGAAAGGAAUAAAGCCCAAGAGGAAGCAAAACAACUGAGAAUCAAAUUAGACAGUGUUGUAAAAGAACUGAGUAUGCUUAAAAAAAUAAAUCAAGAUUUAGUAAAUGAGAAGGAACAUUUAGAAAAUGUAACUGCUUGGAAAACAGAAUGCAGUUGCUCAGAAAUAUCUUAUAUUAAAAAAGAUCUAAGCCAGUUAACAUUUCUACAACGAGAACCUGUGAAAGAACUGAGCAAAACUAACAAGAUUACUGGGGCAGAAGACACAAAGAAGGAUGUAGAGGUAACCAAAGACCAAAGCAAUCACAAUAAAAAAAUCACUCCAAAAUCGCCUGAUUCCUUUGGAAUUCCCAGCAUCUAUUUGGAGGAACCUAAAAAAAAAAUGAACAGUACAACAGAGAAUGAUUUAAUACAUUUUUCUGUCUUGCAUUUGCAUUUGGCUGAGAUGCAGAAAAUCUUACAGAAGGAAAGAGAAAUGAAUGUAUUUCUGGAAAAAGAAAUUGAAAAGAUAGAAAAUGAAUUAUUUAUUUGGAAAUAUAAAUAUGAAGAACUGAGAAAAAACAAACUGGAAAGUCUGAAACAGUUGGAAAGACUGUAGUUUGAGAAUACCUCUGAAUUGGAAAAAAGAGAGAAACCUGAAGCACAAAAGCGAAGUUUGGAAGAAGAGAACAGAAGGUUGAAGUUGCAGUGGACCUGUACAGAAUUCAAGUGCAGAAUGAUGAACUGUGGAAAUUGUGGAUGCAUAGACUAA